CUUGCCCGAGCGGGAAGUUCAAACUGCUGCCUCCUGUGAUUUUUACUGCCGGGUCACCCAGUGGCCCCUGCCCGCUCAGUUGCCAGGAUUUGGAGGGCGUCUCUGCCAAAGCAUUUCUUGAGUCCAUGUUCUUCGGCGGAUGUGAUCAUUUUUCUUUAAGAAAUAUCACUUGCUAAAUGUCCAAGAAGAAUCCCUGGAGAUGCGCUCGCGGAAGAGCUGAGGACCAAACCCAGGGCCUUGCGCUUGCUAGGCAAGCGCUCUACCACUGAGCCAAAUCCCAAAGUAAGGCUGAAAAGGAACAAGUACUAUUAAGGUCAAGUUUUUACAGUGGAGUAAAGUCUGAGGGAGUCAAUCAAGGCAUUUUGUUAAGGAAGUUCAUUUUAGAUCAUUGACGUGUUUGUGGAGACGGUGCUACGAAGGUGUCACUCUCUAUCAUACUGAUGGCAGUUGAAGUGCAAAUGGUACUCUAUGAGGAUGACUCUGUGCAAGUGCAAUAUGCUGACGGCUCCAAAUUGCAACUUUCUCCUUGUGGCUCAGAAUUUCUAUUUGAAAAGGCACCUCUUCUUUCAGCACAUCCUUUAGAACAACCAGAGAGAAUUCGUCAACGGACACACUUUGCUAUUAGCACUUAUCGGGAGCAACUGCAGCGUGCCCUAGAUUUUCGAAACUCUUCGGCUACUUGCCCUUUUCUAUCUGAAAGCAUCAUACCUUCUGAAAGAAAAAAGCAUAUCUUCAUCGAUUUCUCAGACGUGAAGUGGCCCUGUCCUGAUACAUAUGAUAACACAUGUUUGGAGAGUGGUGCUGUGAAGAUAACAUCAUUAGAUGGACGUGCAUACCUUUGCCUGCCCAAAUCUCAGCAUGAAUUCACAGUACAUUUUUUGUGUAAAGUGAGCCAGAAACCGGACACAUCUGUAAUAUUGUCAGAAAAAAGUAAUCAGGCACCAAAAGAUAAAUUCGUUGAAAAGACCAGCAAAAUCUGUGCGUAUCAAAGUUUAUCAGGACAAAGAUUAAAGAAUAAAGAAAAUGAAGUUCAUUACCAGAUCUUGAAAUCCAAAGAAGCUUUAGAGAAGACACCUGUGAAUGGAAAUGAAGGGAGGGAGGAGCGGUCUUCACCGGGUACAAAGCACACAUGUGUAUACGCAUGGGUAAAGCAGUGUUGGCCUGUGGCCUCCUGUCCAGAGGAAUGGAAGUACCCAUUGUCUUUAGCACUUCAUUUUUAUAACAAAGUUAGUAAAACAGAUACAGAUUUCACCACAAGUAGUAUUUUAACUUCUGCUGUUCCAGAAGAAAGAGGAAAAGAGGUUUCUGUUCUUCCCAGGGCCUUGUUACUUAGCUGUCCUGCCCCACACCUGCACAGGUGGACUUUUUGUGAUUCACUUUUACAGAAACAGUUUGAUGGAGAAGAAUAUUCCUAUCCUGAACUUGUGAAAGUGGUUUGGUAUAAGGGUGUUACAUAUAGGCUUACCCAUAAAAAUGUGAACUCAAUAGAGAUUCAUCCUGGAGAUGGGUCAGUUUUCAAAUCAAAAGGAGCUUAUUUUGGUAACUAUUUUACAUACUAUUCAAGUCAAGAAGAAUCAGAAGAGAGAGAAGAGAAAACUUAUUCCACAAAUAACCUUCCUCCAGACAGACCAGGAAGCCUGUUCUCUGUGGGUUCUCUGAUUAAGCAGGCGACCAGAAUUCUUCAGCACUGUACCAGAGUAAGGCUUUCUCUAAGCCAUAACUAUCGUGUAUGCUGCUGGAAAAUGAUGCCUAAGGAAAACGAUAGCAAUAUCCUACCUGUGCUUGUGAAAGAAUCACUCAUCCCAAGUAUGGGAAGAUUCCUUGCCUAUUCUGAUGACAAAGUGCAUGCUGUCUUCUUAGAUGGCAUCACUCUAACACUAAAUUGGAAUUUCAGCUCCUCUUCCGAAAAACAAGUAAAUCCAGGUCUCAACUUAGGUUGGUGUAGAUUGACUUUUCCUGAUGGACAGAAUCAGUUAAUUCAGAUUAAGCAUCCUGGAGCAUAUGAAAGAUAUGUGACAGCAGUAACAUCAUGGUGCAGAAGACUGACCCAGACUAGUCCAAGACAGACGCCCACACAUCUGUCACCUGUUCUCAAAGAAAAUUGGUCUGUUGCAUCUGAACUCAGAAAAAUACAGAAAUUUAACUGGCUACUAGAAAAUAGUGGUGUCCUCAACUUGACUUCUAAUAAGAAAAAUGAGUAUUCUGAUUAUGAUAAAUCAAGAUCUUCAGAAACCUUGCUUGAAGCAGCCAAUGAAAAGAGAGUAUCCAUAGCACUGGAGAAAACUUCCCAAAUCCUUCAGGAUAUUGACUAUCUUCUGUCAAACUCUAAAAAGUGAAAAAUAGAAUUGUUACUGAGGGAGUAUUAGGGUUCCAAACAACAGCAGCUUCUCCCCUCCCCAACAGGGACCUAUGGACUUUUGGAGCCUGAAAAAGGGAACUGAGCUGAU
This is a messenger RNA of Nannospalax galili (Upper Galilee mountains blind mole rat), 2447 nucleotides long. RefSeq names its product chromosome unknown C5orf34 homolog (gene CUNH5orf34). The coding region runs from base 441 to 2336 and encodes 631 amino acids. The transcript is spliced from 15 exons. The record is from RefSeq and is a predicted model, not a curated record. NCBI's taxonomy places the organism in Eukaryota, Metazoa, Chordata, Mammalia, Rodentia, Spalacidae.